Molecule: messenger RNA, 2072 nt
Organism: Linum trigynum
Lineage: Eukaryota; Viridiplantae; Streptophyta; Magnoliopsida; Malpighiales; Linaceae
Source: the annotation of a GenBank genome assembly
UUGGUUUGCGGGUGUGUUUGUUCGCGCCUACUGCUAGGUGCAUGAAUCAUUUACCCCAUCUUAGACAGUUUUUGGGUGAGUCCAAUUCAAAUGGUUCCCCACGAAGGAGGGUAUGAUUGUGGUGCCUAACGAGAGUGGUGACCUCAUUCCCACUCGAAUAGUCACUUGGUGGAGAGUUUGUAUUGACUACAUAAAACUUAAUGACGUCACCCAAAAUGAUAAUUUCUCCUACCAUUCAUUGAUAAGAUGUUGGAAAGAUUGGCAUGACAUGAAUAUUCGUGUUUCCUAGAUGAAAUAUUUGGAUAUUUCCAAAUCCCAAUCAAUCUAGUCUACCAAGAGAAGACAACAUUUUGCAUGCCCCUAUGGUACUUCUGCCUACCAACGGAUACCAUUUGGUAUGUGCAAUGCCUCUGCCACAUUCCAAUGUUCCAUGAUAACUAUCUUUUACGUCUUACUAGAGGAUUUGGUAGAGGUCUUCAUGGACGAUUUCUCAUUCUAUGGAGACUCCUUCUCCCAAUGCGUUAGCCAAUCUAAAGAAGGUUCUAAUUGGUUGUGAGGGAGAACCCACUUAGCAUUCAGCCGAGAACAGAGUCACUUCAUAUUAACAUAAGGGAUCGUUCUGCGGCACAAGAUCUCGAAAAAAGGUAUCAAGGUAGAUUAAGCAAAAAUUGAAACAAUUUUCAAUCUACAUCCUCCCACUUCCGUCAAAGCUUAUGAAGCUUCUUAGGCCAUGUAGGCUUCUAUAGGUCAUAUUAUUUAGAAUUUUUAUAUACAAGUUAUAACUAUUUAUUUGGAAUGUAAAUAUAAGAACCUAACGUUAAACUUCUAUUUUUCCCUUUCAACAUUAGAAAGUAAUUUGAAUUCACUCUACUAUUAUCGACAUAAUAAGUCUGCCUCUUAAUGGUUAGACCUCGACUUCAUUACAUAAUGAAAUAUAACUUGAAAAUUAACUUGACUUUCAUUAUAUCUUAAAUUAUAUGAGAUUUGAUACAAUUUAUAUAUGUAUGUUCAGCUUAAUGAUUUUUCAUAUAUCUAGACUAAAACAAUAUAACCAUUAACCCUCUGCCAGUUAGCCGACCGAGCUGAUAGGCUAAACCGAGUUGACAACCUUCGACAUGACAUAACUCUCGAGUGUCACGGUUGGGUCGGUUCGGGGUUGACAGGUUACGCUAAUUUGAGUAAUUUCCGAAUUUAUAUGUUCAACCCCUGCUGCGCAUGACGGGUAUGUGUUGACAGUAGAGAGAGAGAGAGAGAGAGAGAGAGAGAGAGAGAGAGUGAAAAUGGAGACUGUGGGAGUAUUUGGAGGUACCCGAUUAUCCGUCUCCUCAUCCCUUCGUCGCUCCCCCGCCGGCGCUUUCCCCUGUAAGAAGCUGAACCUUCGGGCCACCGCCCAGCUAGCAGCAUUCCGUUCCCCCUCCAAUUUGUUCUCCUAUUCUCCAUCCCGUGUCAAUGGCUUUCAUAAGCCGCUUCCACGCAAGUCCACCAAAUCCCAUAUCUUCCUUCCUCACUUGGUCGCUUCCAUGGAACAAGUAGAGGAGACAUACAUUAUGGUCAAACCAGACGGUGUUCAGCGUGGCCUCGUAGGGGAAAUCAUAUCUAGGUUUGAGAAGAAAGGGUUUAAACUGAAAGCUUUGAAGCUCUUCCAAUGCCCCAAAGAGCUUGCAGAGGAGCAUUACAAGGAUCUCAAAGCCAAAUCGUUCUAUCCUAAACUGAUCGAUUACAUCACUUCCGGUCCUGUUGUGAGCAUGGCUUGGGAAGGUGUUGGGGUUGUAGCAUCAGCCCGUAAGCUGAUAGGGUCAACAGAUCCUCUUCAAGCUGAACCAGGAACAAUUAGAGGGGACCUUGCUGUCCAAACGGGAAGGAAUGUGAUUCAUGGCAGCGACAGCCCUGACAAUGGAAAGCGUGAAGUUGGUCUGUGGUUUAAAGAAGAUGAAAUAUGCCAAUGGACUCCAGCUCAAGCACCUUGGUUAAGGGAGUGAGCAUCAAAGAAUCCUGGAUUUAUGGAGGCCUGCAGUUUUUGUAUAAACUGUACUAUGCUGCUUUCAUUUCCUUAAUAACACUACAGUUCAAUA